Ectocarpus siliculosus is the source of this 4853-nucleotide messenger RNA. The record is from the annotation of a GenBank genome assembly. NCBI's taxonomy places the organism in Eukaryota, Phaeophyceae, Ectocarpales, Ectocarpaceae.
AUGAGCAUGUUAACAGAGCCAGGAGCCGCCAACGUUGCCUCCAGUAGCAGUAGCAGUGAUAGGAAUCCCUCCCCAGGAGCAGGAGGUCUUGGCGCGAAGGCCUCGACUCAAUCUGCCGCAGCAAGGACGAAGAGAGAAAAGGGCAGCAGCAGUUUCUCCCAGCGAGGAUCAGCAGCAGGAGGACCGCGCACCGGCAGGGCGCUGUCACGCGACGGCCGCGCGAGCUUCCGCACGAAACUCGCGCUGGACAAGAUCGACGCGGUCAGGAAGGACGACUGGAGGAGAAUCCUGGUCGAGCUGGACAAGGCGGAGCUCGCGGAGGGGAGGGCGACGACGAACAACGCAAAGGCGCCCGCCGCGGCGGUGUCGACCUUCGUCUACAGCAAGUGCAUCUCUCGCAUGGCCAAGUGCUUCCGCUGGGGCGAGGCCCUCGACAUCUUGGCGAGGAUGGCAGAGCUGGGGGCCAUGCCUAACUCGUACUGCGUGAACGCUGCGCUGGACGCGUGCGGCAAGGCCGGGCGGGUCCAGGAAGCCCUGGGCCUCAUGAGGGACGCGCGGGCGUCGGGGAUAGAGCUUGACGUUGUGAGCUACAACUGCGCUAUCCCGGCCUGCGUCACGGGGGGGGACUGGGAGCUGGCCCUGAGCAUGAUCCGGGAGAUGGAGGCCGAGUACGGCAUCAAGCCGAAUCACAUCACCUACCAGGCGGCGAUAAAGGUGUGCGGGAGGUGCGGCAAGGCUGACGAGGCGGCUAGUCUCCUGAUAGAGAUGAAGGACGGCGGCGUGCCGCUCAAGACGUCGGUGUACUCGGCGGUCUUCAACGCCUUCCGCAGGGUGGAUCACUGGCAGGCGGCGGCCUCCACGCUGCGCGAGAUCCACGACUGGCCGGUCAAGCCGAACGUGUUCAACUACAACCUCGCCAUCUGCACCUGCACCGACUGCGGGGAGUGGGAGGAGGCCCUCGACCUGCUGCACUUCAUGCGCGAGGUCGGCGGGGUGGAGCCGGACGUGGUGACGUACAACAUCGUCGUGGCGGCCUGCGGGAAGGCCGGGCAGGGGGAGAAGGCGAUCGAGAUAUUCCGCGAGAUGUCAGAGGUCGGGAUCAAGCCGGACGUGAUCAGCUUCACCACGGCGAUCUCCGCCUGCGGCAGCUGCGGUCUGUCCGAGGAGGCCCUGUCCAUCUUCCGCGAGAUGGAGAGGGCCGGCGUGCGCCCCAACAUCAUCACCCACAACGCGGUCAUGUCCGCGUGCAUCGCCGCCGGCCAGUGGGAGGAGGCCCUCGACUUUUUCACCGAGGUGGUGGACGGCAGCGGUGCCGCUAACGGCGGCGGCGGCGGCGGUCCUCCGCCUGAUCCGGUAGAGGUGGCCGACGCGUGCAGCUACAACACGGCCCUAUCGGCGUGCGAGGUGGGCGAGCAGUGGGGGCGGGCGCUGUCUUUGUUGCGCGACAUGCCCAAACGCGGCGUCAAGCCCGUUGUGAUCAGCUACAACACGGUCAUCUCGGCUUGCGGCAAGUGCGGGGAGGGUGACCAGGCGCUAGCCCUCCUCCGGGAGAUGCCCGAGAGGGGCCUCAUGCCCGACGUCAUCACCUUCAACUCGGCCAUCGCGGCCCUGAGCAACAGCGGGCGGCCGGACGACGCGGUGCGCCUCAUGAGGGAGAUGCCCCGCGCGGGCGUCGCCGCCGACGCGAUCACCUACUCGUCCGCCCUGACCGGCCUCGCCCACGCCGGCCGCUGGGAGCAGGCGCUGUCCCUCCUGAGGGAGAUGCAGGGCGCCGGGGUGAGCCCCACGGUGAUCUGCUACACGGCGGCGAUACGGGCCUGCGGGGAGGCCGGCAAGGGGGACGAGGCGCUGUUGCUGCUGAGGGAGAUGCCGACGGCGGGGGUGACCCCCAACUUGUUCUCGUACUCGGCUACGAUCUCGGCCUGCGGGAAGGACGGGCGGUGGGAGCAAGGACUGGCCCUUCUGAACGAGAUGCCCGCUCUAGGACUCACACCGAACGAGUUCUGCUACACGGCCGCCAUCACGGGGUGCGGCAUCGGGGGGCAGUGGGAGCGAGCGGUGGCCACCUUCAGGUCCAUGAUCGCUAGCGGCAUCCAGCCCACCGUGGUGGGGUACACGUCGGCGGUGUCGGCGCUGGCGCACUGCGGGGAGGUGGAUCUCGCCCUCGAGCUGCUGAGCGAAAUGAAGGAAGAGGCCGGCAUCGAACCUAACGAACAGACGUAUGCGGCCGUCAUCCUGGCGUGCGGAAACGGGGGGCAGGGACACCUGGUGGCCCAAGUCCAGCGCGACAUGGCGAGCGCCGGCAUUACCCCGAGACUCACGGGGUAUCUCUCGGCGAUCCGCGCCUCCGGAGAGUGCGGGAACUGGAGCGAGGCGACGUCGCUGCUGGGGGAGAUGGAGGCGGCGGGGGUUCCCCCCACGGUGUCGUGCUACAACGCGGCCAUAACGGCGUGCGGCAAGAGCGGGAAGUGGCAGGAAGCGCUGGACCUGCUGGACGAGAUGCCCGGGAAGGGGCUAGUGCGCGACUCGGGCACGCUGUCCGCGGCGAUAUCGGCGUGCCAAAAGGCCGGGAGGGGGGUGAAGGCGGCGGGGCUGGUGGAGGAGAUGCUGGAGAUGGCGAGGGAGAAGGGGGGCGAGAGGGACUCGCUGGAGGGAGCGGGUGCGGCCGUACCAAAUCCAAGCACCGCCGCGAGCGAAGAGGCCGCUCGGUAGCCUUGUGGACAGCGCGGCGCUUCUAGCCUUGGUGCCAGGUCCUCUGCUGCUGCUGCUGCUGCUGCUGCUGCUGCUGCUGCUGCUGCUGCUGCUGCUGCUGCUGCUGCUGCUGCUGCUGCUGCUGCUGCUGCUGCUACUACCGCUGAGACCCGGCGUUGGCAAACUUGGGGUGAAUCGCACAGGCCGCGGAGGUACCGGUAGGCCAUUGCUGCGCUCAUCGGUGGCACCACAAGAGAUGACAACAGACGUGGAAAGGAAAGGAGUGGACUGCUCGCUCGCACAAUAUUUUACCCGUCCGGAAUUUAGGAUGUAGGUGGUGAAAUUGUAUCCGCUGCCUGCCGUCGAACACGGUGCUAGAGAAUAGGUCUUUCAAAGGGAGACAGACCCCGGAGGCCGAUAUUUUGUGUUGUCGCGAUAAUGCACCGUGGGUGUUGGGUCGAGGAGGGAGUUCCCAGAAGUUUGGGUAGGCCGCCGCCCUGAAUCCGUCCUUUCGUGACGAACAUCUUCAGCCGCGCCAACGUUUUUCGGAAAUUUCACGGGCGUUCUCGCCACGGAAAUCCCACGGUGCAGACGACCACUACAGCUGUACGGUUUGAUGUGCUUUGUAGGGGGCGGUAAGUGCGAUAGGUGAUACUAGUUGCUGCCCCAUUCAAUGCUCAUACAUAGCCCUUACGAGCAUGUUUGUGGCAGAAACGAGAUACGAUUUUGGUUUCUAGAUAGGAAGGGGCGCCGAAGUGGAACGGUUUUUCCGCAGAUGAGGAAGAUGUACGUUUGGGCUUGAGACGGCGACGGUUGGUUGGGGCGGUUUUGAUGCCGAAGACGGAAUUGGGAACAAGAUGGUGUCUCUGCGGCCUGCUUGUAUCGGACAAGCUCGAUGAGUGCGCGCAACGCGUGGUAGCCCGGUCUCAGGACUUUCGAAACACGCACGCGUUCAUGGCCGGCCGUACACAAGUUCUUUAAGGAGGUGAAGCCCCCUAUGAAUCCCCUCCUCGGCUUGACUUGAUGCGUGUUUGGGUGCGCGUAGAGGAAAGGAAGGAGGAUCGACCAAGAGACAGGAAAAGGGACUUUUUUUUUUAUCUUUUAUCCGCUAGAGGAGGGUGAGAGCUCACGAGAGAGGAAGGGCAGACGACAGAAAGUACCAGAUACCAGAAGGCAUGCAUGCGUGCUGUGGAUAUCGUCUUAUUAUAGAUACCUUUGACAAGUGGACAAGGCUGCCAACAUUUCCAUAACAAUGUGUGUAAAUGCCGAAGGCAUGUGUGGAUGUUUGUCUCAGCACUGUGAAGACCUCCCGAAUACGAACCACUUUCCAUGGCCCCACCGCAGGUGUGCAAUCCUUGACUGAUCACGAGCGAGUUUAAUGUGUUGUUGGCACGUACGUUCUUCACAGGGGGGUCCGUCCGUCAACCGGUGGGCCACAUUAUUUUUUUUAAGUUCGUUCAUUCCCCCCUGACUAUUAACCACGCCGAUAGAUCCACCACCACCUACUAAUACUGAUACAUGUGCGUACCCCAAAAACAAGGUGUCUAUUAACCCUCCGCAAAAGAAAAAGACCUUUCGAUCGGCCCGUCCGAUUGGGCUCCGCGCCCGACCAUUGCGGCCACACUCCAACAAGACAUGAGAAACGGACCAGACACACUGAGGGAGAGAAGAAGCCACUAGUCCCGACCUUUCCCUCCUAAAAAAAAACGAUGAACCAACUGCUACAGUCCUUCGGCAACAAUGUUGCUCGGCUCUGACAAAUUUGAAUUCAUCCCGCUGUCAACCAUCUCCUCGGUCCAGUCCUCGUCCCCCGAAAGGGAGCCUAGAUACCAAAGCAACGGAGGGGAGGGGGGCGCACUCAUGUCUCGCACAUGCCCUAGUUGUUCGACCGUUGGCCACGUGUCCUCGAGAGGAAGCAUCGUUCCCACAGGACCGAUCACCGACGGCCAAUCGUUCCUUCCUACUUUGCCAAACGUGACUAAGGGAGGAGGGGGUGGACCAAACUCAACGAAACCACACAUCAAUCUACGAAAAGUGGUACAUCUUGCAACGCACGGAAGAGGGCGAGAGGAAGCAAGGGUAGGCAGCUCUCGUCUCGUCUGCCUUAAAGCAGAACAUAGACAUCCCAACGGGAUGGGAAUGGGUAUGCUCUAGUCCCCCUC